Molecule: messenger RNA, 1478 nt
Organism: Liolophura sinensis
Lineage: Eukaryota; Metazoa; Mollusca; Polyplacophora; Chitonida; Chitonidae
Product: alpha-1,3/1,6-mannosyltransferase ALG2-like
Exons: 3
Coding region: 146-1354 (402 amino acids)
Biological process (GO): dolichol-linked oligosaccharide biosynthetic process
Cellular component (GO): endomembrane system
Molecular function (GO): GDP-Man:Man(1)GlcNAc(2)-PP-Dol alpha-1,3-mannosyltransferase activity
Source: RefSeq, a predicted model, not a curated record
UGAUGUCAGAUCCGGUGUACAAAUUUUCCCAAGAUUACCGAUAAUCAGCCACGCUGAGUUUCCACAUUUCAGAUGAGCGAAUGUCUUGUUUGAAUACCAGGACGAAGUUGGGCCUUAGUCCGUGCGGAGUUAUUCACAGGACGCAAUGGUUAAAGUGGUCUUUCUUCACCCAGAUUUGGGAAUCGGAGGCGCUGAACGAGCGGUCAUCGACGCGGCACUCGCCUUGAAAAGUCGGCAACACAGGGUUGAGUUUGUGACAUGUCAUCAUGAUCCCAACCACUGUUUUCAGGAAACAAAAGACGGUAGUUUAAAAGUGACAGUAGUCGGGGACUGGCUACCCCGCAGUGUGUUCGGCCGCUGCAUGGCUCUGUGCGCUUACAUUCGCAUGAUUGUGGCCGCUUGCUACCUCGUCAUGUUCAGCAGCAUUCAGUACGACGUAAUAUUCUGCGAUCAGAUAUCCGCCUGUAUACCAGCCCUCACAUUCAGUGGCAAGAAGGUGCUGUUUUACUGUCACUUUCCGGACAUGCUGCUUACCAAACGACAAACAUUCCUGAAGAGACUGUACCGAGGACCUAUUGAUUGGCUUGAAGAGAAGACUACUGGAAUGGCAGACUGUGUGCUAGUCAACAGUAAAUUUACAGCCACUGUCUUCAAGUCAUCCUUUAAGUCCCUGUCUCAUAUCCAGCCUAAGGUGGUCUACCCAAUUCCUGAUUUUUCCGCCUUCCAAAAGCCAAUAGAUCCCCCAGGAGAUCUCCUCCCUAAACAGGCAAGAGUGAUUUUCCUGUCCAUCAACCGAUACGAGAGAAAGAAAAACUUAGGGCUGGCCAUCCAGGCACUAGCUAAACUUGAGGAAAAGCUAGGAAGUCUGGACAAAAUCCACCUAGUAAUGGCAGGAGGUUAUGAUGACCGAGUUGUGGAGAAUGUGGAGCAUUACACAGAACUGAGGAAACUGACCACAGAUCUGAAGCUGGACGACCACGUGACGUUCCUAAGAUCGUUUAGUGAUACGGAGAAGCGAACUUUGCUGCAUAACAGCUCCUGUCUCCUCUACACCCCAGACAAAGAGCACUUUGGGAUUGUUCCUGUAGAGGCUAUGUUCAUGAAGUGUCCUGUGAUAGCAGUGGCCAGUGGUGGGCCUCUGGAAACAGUAGCUGAUGGUCAGACAGGCUACCUCUGUGAACAAAGCCCAGAGAGUUUUGCUGAAGCCAUGGUGAAAAUUACAACAGAUGAAAAGCUCAAAGCCAAAUUAGGGCAGGCAGGACAUGACAGAGUCAUAAAGAUGUUUUCUUUUGAUGCUUUCACCAAACAGCUGGACAGUAUAAUUAAUGAUCUUGUACCCAGUGUUAAGAGUUAAACCAACAAUCGGUUGUGUGUGAAAACGGACAUACAAGCCACAGAAAAGCAAGAAUAAUAAAGAGAGAUGCAAAUGUUAUCAAAUGUUAUAAACAGUUAUUUAUUUUACUGGUAAGGUACCAACA